Messenger RNA from Gossypium arboreum, 9091 nucleotides. Its product is annotated as piezo-type mechanosensitive ion channel homolog. The transcript has 22 exons. The record is from RefSeq and is a predicted model, not a curated record. NCBI's taxonomy places the organism in Eukaryota, Viridiplantae, Streptophyta, Magnoliopsida, Malvales, Malvaceae. The coding region runs from base 1206 to 8636 and encodes 2476 amino acids.
AAGUCUGUUCAUUUUAUGCUUAAUAUAGAAAGAGAGAAAAAAGAAGAAGUUAAUUAUAAUAGCAAAUUGUCCGUAUCAUAUUUAGUCACAAUAAGCAAUUAUUAGGCCUAAAUAAAGGAAGGUCAUCUUUCUUUUCUUUGUCCUGUAAAUUCUUCCACUGUUUUAGACAUAGAACUUCAAAAUUUAAAUUAAUUUUACGCAAGUCGAUAGCUAUGUAUGUAAACUUGUAUUACAUGGUGUUUUAUCCAACAACAUAAGGUUUGCAGGGAUUAUUCUUUGAGAAAAAUGUGAAAAGAAAAAGUAGAGUAAGAUGUAAAAUGUCCAGCAAGUGGUGACUGACGAGCCACAGGUGACCAAGCUGUCCAAGCCAGAACAUUGCAGAGCAUCAACGCAUGUUAUUGCGAUUCUCUGAUGUACUGUUUAGAGGUCAGUUUCUUCUGCACUCAAAUAUGAAACAUCAACGUAAGCUGAAGCUACUCACUCAAAUUCUAACAAAAUCCUAUGCAGCAUAAAUGAUGUUCAGUUGAUCAUGUUCUUCUGAUGUUUUAGUGAAUUCUGUUUCAUUUGAUGUGUAUUUGCUGAGGAAAUUGGGGAUUGUUGCUGUUUAAGAAAUUGAAAGAAGAAGAGGAUAAAGGGAACUUUGAAACGCCAUGGGUGCAAAGAGGCGUUGACCUGGACGAGUACAUCUUGAAUGAUCAACAAUUUUCACUGAAAAAUGCAGAAAUUCUCAAACUGUUAAACGACAUCGUUGGCUUUUGUACUGCAUAGCUCUGACCAACCCGGCUCAGUUUGCCUUAAAACCCGCUUCAAACUACGUUAUGUUUCCUCGUAUGAAUGCGAGAUAUUAUUCUGUUAGGAUCAGUAGUUGGCCGUUAGUAGUUUCCCAUGUUUAUGGAGCUUUAGGGCAUAAGAAAAUCAUUUUUUUAUAUAUUUAUAAAUAUAAAUAUUUAUAUUUUUUUGGAUGAGAUUUUCACGUUUUGAUUUUUACUCAUAAUGUUUGAAACUCAAUUAACUAAUUUCCGUUUCUUCACGCGACUUGAACUUUCUUGGGUGUCAAUUCAAAAAUCCAAUUUUUCUUCCCGGAAAAUUUUGAUUUGGAGCGAAAUGGGUUUUCGUAGAUUUUAAUGGAACUGCAAAACCCUUGAACGGAUUUUGGCUUUGUUUUGAUGUGAUCUGGUAUUGGUGGUAUUAAAGAGAGAAAUCUCAUGGGAAAUUUUCUUGCUGGGUUUCUCUUGCCUCUGCUGCUUCUAACGGCUGCAUUGAGCAAUUGGAGUUUGAUCUCUCUUGUUGAUUUGGUAGCUUUCCUUCUCAUUCAGUAUACUGCACCCAAAAUAGGAUUCCGUUUCCGGAGGCAAUAUUUGUUACUUUGGCCUGUUAUCAUCUUUUCCCUACUUGUUUUUUCCUCACAAGCUGUAUAUCUUGUUGUAUGGGCGGUUGAAGGUUAUAAACAGAGUGUAGGAGAGGCUUGGUGGAUGAAACUAAUUGGUUUUAUGAUAAUCCAAUCUUGGAAAUCUCCUACUGUGAUUUAUUUCUUGGCUGUACAACUGCUAGUGGUGAUCGUUGCUGUGCUUGAUAUACAUGAUAACAGAUUUGGUCUUGUCCAAUGGCGGUGUUCUUGUUGGAGUCAUUUCUUAACAGCUAUCGAACGUUUAGGUUCCCAUCUUAGAGUUACUUCCUGUUUGCUUCUACCUCCUAUUCAGCUGGUUGCGGGAAUUAGCCAUCCCUCUUGGAUUUCUUUGCCUUUUUUUGUUAGUAGUUGUGUUGGGCUAGUGGAUUGGUCUUUGACAAGCAAUUUUCUAGGACUAUUCAGGUUCUGGAAGGCUCUCCAGCUUUAUGCAGGUUUCAACAUCGUCUUGCUUUACGUGUAUCAGAUCCCUUUAGAGUUUUCAGAUAUGUUACAGAGGAUUGCUGAUUUUGUUGGUCUAUUCAAAAUAUCUUCAACAUCUGAGUGGCCUGAAAUAUGCUCUGCUGUUUCUCUUGUACUUUUUUACAUCAUGCUAUCCUAUGUCAAAUAUGAUUUGGAGGAAAUGGAUUUUAUCAUGUCCAUGCAAGAAAGUAACUUGACAGAGCAACUACUUCCGUCAAAGCAUUCAUUCUUCAUUCGUCAAUCAAGAUCUGGUGUACGGCAUACCAAUGUUUUACUACGAAAGGCAGCUUUCCGGACUUUCACCAUCAACUUUUUCACUUAUGGUUUUCCAGUAUCCUUGUUUGCCCUUUCCUUUUGGAGUUUUCAUUUUGCAAGUAUAUGUGCUUUUGGGCUACUUGCAUAUGUUGGCUACAUUCUGUAUGCCCUUCCUUCACUGUUUCGUUUACACCGGUUAAAUGGGCUCCUUCUUGUCUUCAUUCUCUCGUGGGCUGUUAGUACCUAUAUAUUCAAUGUAGCAUUUGCAUUCUUGAAUAGGAAUUUUGGGAAGGAUAUGGGAAUUUGGGAGAUGGUUGGAUUUUGGCAUUAUCCCAUACCAGGGUUUUUCUUGCUUGCACAAUUUUGUCUAGGAAUUUUGGUUGCUUUGGGUAAUCUUGUAAAUAACUCUGUUUUCGUCUACUUAUCUGAUAAGGAUGCACUAUCAUCAAACAACUCUCCUGGGGAAGUGGAUGGAGAGACCAAGGUAUUCAUUGUGGCUACAAUUGCAUGGGGAUUGCGAAAAUGUUCUCGAGCUAUCAUGCUUGCUCUGAUAUUUAUCAUAGCAAUGAAAUCCGGAUUUAUCCAUGCUAUAUAUAUAAUUUUCUUUUUGAUCUAUCUUUUGAGCCACAACAUCAGCAGAAAUAUACGCCGGUCUCUGAUUCUUCUUUGUGAAGCUCACUUCGCAUUAUUGUACCUUCUUCAGAUUGAUUUGAUCUCUAAUGUUUUGGAGCAAAAAUGCUCCUCAAUUUUUGAAAUCAUGUCGCAGUUAGGUGUCCUUAAACAUCACAGCUCGUGGAACUUUCUGGAAAUAGCUUUGCUCGGUUGCUUCUGUGCGAUACAUAACCAUGGGUUUGAGGUGCUUUUUUCAUUCUCAGCAAUUGUGCAGCACACCCCUUGUCCUCCUGUUGGGUUCAGCAUCUUGAGAGCUGGUUUAAACAAAUCUGUCCUCUUGUCAGUAUAUGUAUCCCCAAACACAUCCUUCUGCUAUGAUAAUCCUUCUUACGAGAGAACGAUAGCAUCAUUCCUUAGUGGAAUUGGGCAGAAAUUUUUAUCAAUAUAUCGAUCAUGUGGAACCUACAUCGCUUUGCUGACUAUUCUUCUUACAGUUUUCAUGGUGACACCCAACUAUAUAUCAUUUGGAUACAUCUUCCUUCUUCUUGUUUGGAUUAUCGGAAGACAACUUGGUGAGAGAACAAAAAGGCACUUAUGGUUUCCAUUAAAAACAUAUGCUGUCAUGGUGUUCAUUUUUGUCUAUAGCGUAAGCAGUUUUACCAGCUUUAGGAUUUGGUUGUCUGGAUUUAUGGAUCUGUACUUUUAUUUGGGUUAUGAAUCUGAGGCUUCAUUGUUGGAUAAUAUUUGGCAAUCUCUAGCAGUUUUAAUUGUGAUGCAACUUUAUAGCUAUGAAAGGAGGAAGAACAAGAACUACAGGACUAGUUUUUCCAAUCCUUUAGAUUCUGGGGUACUUGGCUUUGCCAAGCGAUUUCUGAUUUGGCACAGCCAGAAGAUCCUGUUUGUCUCAUUAUUCUAUGCGUCUUUGUCUCCAAUUUGUGCUUUUGGAUUCUUGUAUCUACUUGGCCUUGUCAUAUGUUCAACUUUACCUAAGGCUUCUCGGAUCCCAUCCAAAUCAUGCUUAGUUUAUACUGGAUUUCUGGUCACAACAGAGUAUCUUUUUCAGAUGUGGGGUAAACAAGCUGGAAUGUUUCCAGGGCAAAAACAUUCUUAUCUGUCACUCAUUUUGGGUCUCCGAGUAUAUGAGCUGGGAUUUUGGGGUGUAGAAUCGGGCUUGAGGGGAAAGGUGCUGGUAAUUACUGCAUGUGUCCUUCAGUACAAUGUCUUCUUUUGGUUGGAUAAUAUGCCAACCUGUAUUUCAAAUAAAGGCAAGUGGGAAGAACCUUGUCCUUUAUUUUUGUCAGCAGAGGAUGCCUUCACCAAUGGCUUCAUGUCUAAUGGGGAAGAUAAACCAUCUACUAUUGGAACGGUACCUAUAAGACAAGUCAGACCAGCAAACAGUUCAUGGGCAUCUUUGAGCCUUGCUUUAUCUCAAGCGCUUCGUCCUGCAUCCUCGAAAGCAGGAGGCUCUGAGGUUAGCAGCAGGAGAAAAUUUUCAUUUGGAUAUUUUUGGGGAAGUACCAAGGAGAGUCACAAGUGGAACAGGAAGAGGAUCCUUGCACUAAGAGAAGAAAGAUUCGAGACUCAGAAGGCUCUCUUAAAAAUAUAUUUGAAAUUCUGGAUAGAAAACAUGUUUAACCUUCUUGGUCUUGAGAUUAAUAUGAUUGCUUUGCUUCUUGCAAGUUUCGCUUUGUUGAAUGCCAUUUCUAUGCUAUAUAUUGCAUUAGUUGCUGCUUGUGUUCUUUUGAAUCGCUGGAUAAUACGUAAAUUAUGGCCAGUGCUUGUAUUCUUGUUUGCUUCCAUUCUCAUCCUUGAGUAUAUCGCCAUCUGGAAGAGUAUGUUUCCUCCGAAUCAACGGAGUCAGACUGAAAUCCGCUGCCAUGACUGCUGGAAAAACUCAGCUUCAUAUUUCCGGUAUUGUAGGAGCUGUUGGCUGGGACUGAUCAUUGAUGAUCCCCGAAUGCUUAUCAGCUACUUUUUGGUCUUUCUGCUGGCUAGUUUCAAACUUCAUGCAGAUCACUCAUCCUAUUUCUCUCAGUCAACCUAUCAGAAAAUGAUGUCUCAGCAUAAAAAUUUAUUUGUUUGGCGAGAUCUCUCUUUUGAAAUGAAAAGCAUGUGGACUUUUCUUGACUACAUAAGACUUUAUUGUUAUUGCCAUCUAUUGGACCUUGUCCUGGUACUGAUUUUGAUUACUGGAACUCUUGAGUAUGAUAUUCUGCACCUUGGUUAUCUUGCUUUUGCUCUUGUUUUUUUUCGGAUGAGGCUUGAAAUUCUCAAGAAGAAGAAUAAAAUGUUCAAGUUCUUGCGUAUCUACAACUUCGUGGUCAUUGUUCUUUCUCUUGCCUAUCAAUCUCCUUUUGUAGGGGAGUUUAGUUCUGGGAAGUGCAACUCUGUGAACUACAUAUACGAUGUCAUUGGAUUUUAUAAGUAUGACUAUGGGUUUCGAAUUAAUACCAGAUCUGUACUCGUUGAGAUUAUCAUUUUUAUGUUGGUAUCCCUUCAGUCAUAUAUGUUUUCCUCCCAAGAGUCUGAUUAUGUGUCACGAUAUCUUGAAGCAGAGCAAAUUGGUGCCAUUGUACGCGAGCAAGAGAAAAAAGCUGCAUGGAAAACUGCACAGUUACAACAGAGUCGUGAAUCUGAGGAGAAGAAACAUCAGCGCAACGUGCAAGUGGAGAAGAUGAAAUCUGAGAUGCUUAACUUGCAAAUACAGCUUCAUAACAUGAACUCAAUUGCAAGUCUGAGUGAUGUUUCUCCUGAUGAUGAAAGCCUACAGAGGAGUGUUUCUCUUACUUCAAAUAGGGAUAUUGGGCCUCCUGACAAAGAGGAAAGCACUCUUUGGGAGCGAGAGCAAACAAUUAAGGAGGAUAUUGUAUCCCCUCCUGAAGCACAUGCAUGUGCUGCUUGUAUUAAAGGAGAAAAUCCUGAAGUAGUGGAAUCUCCGAAGAAUUCCAUGGAACAUAGGCCCUGUGAGAUCACCGAAAUUGAGCAUGAUGCUGAUCAUGCUAUUUUUGAUACAGAGAAAAGGGGGAAAAGCCAAUCAAAGGACAAUCCUUUAAUUUCUGCUGUACACCUCUUAGGUGAUGGUGUUUCUCAGGUACAGUCCAUUGGAAAUCAGGCUGUUAAUAACCUUGUCAAUUUCUUGAACAUUAAACCUGAUGAUUCAGUUAUGAAUGAGCACUCGUCUGUCAAGGGUGAGGCAUAUGAUGAGACUGAGAGCCAAAAGAUGCAGAAUAUGAAUUUGAAUCGUUCUUCUUCUCUGCAAUCUGAUAAAAUUUCCAAUACUACAAGUUUGCAGCUGGGAAGGAUCUUAUGCCAUAUAUGGUCCCAAAUGCAGUCUAAUAACAAUGUUGUGUGCUACUGCCUAUUCGUCGUUGUCUUUCUGUGGAACUUCGGUUUGCUUUCUAUGGUGUAUCUUGCAGCUCUUUUCUUGUAUGCUCUAUGUGUGAAUAACGGACCAACUUAUAUCUUCUGGGUUAUUAUGCUCAUUUACACUGAGGCUUACAUUUUGUUUCAGUACAUGUACCAAAUUGCAAUCCAGCAUUGUGGUUUGAGUAUUAAUUCUGACCUACUUCGUAACAUAGGAUUUCCUACUUGUGAAAUCAAGUCAUCUUUUGUUGUGUGUUCGUUGCCUCUAUUUCUUGUCUACUUAUUUACCCUCAUACAGAGCUCUAUAAGUGCAAAAGAUGGCGAAUGGAUGUUCUCUACUGACUUUAACUUCCAUAGGAGGAGUUCUCAUUAUAGAAAAGAGGUUCUUGUGAACUACAGCUGGAGCAAAAGGGUGUCAAAGUUGCUCCAAUAUGUAAUAAAUAGGGUGAAACAGGUAACUAGAAGAUUCUUCUGGUACUGGAAAUCAUUGAUACAGGGGGCAGAAACUCCUCCUUAUUUUGUUCAACUGUCAAUGGAUGUUCACUUAUGGCCAGAUGAUGGGGUACAGCCAGAAAGGGUCGAGUCUGGUAUAAACCGACUACUCGAGAUAGUUCAUGAUGAAAGAUGUACUAAAAAAAUCUCUGGUCAUUGUCCAUUUGCUAGUAGGGUUCAGGUUCAAAGCAUUAAAAGAAGUCAAGAAAACCAAAAUGUAGCUUUGAUUGUUUUUGAGGUGGUUUAUGCAUCUCGCUUGACAGGAUGCACGUCAGCAGAUUGGUACAAGUCUCUAACUCCAGCAGCUGAUGUGGCAAAAGAAAUUCGCAAGGCAAAGCAUGCUGGGCUUGUUGAAGAGAUGGGAUUCCCUUACCAAAUACUCUCUGCAGUUGGUGGUGGAAAACGGGAAUUUGAUCUCUACGCUUACAUUUUUGUUGCUGAUCUUACUGUUUUUUUCUUAGUCGCAAUGUUCUACCAAUCUCUCAUAAAGAACAACAGUGAAAUUUUAAAUGUUUAUCAGCUAGAAGAUCAAUUUCCUAUAGAGUUCGUAAUUAUCUUAAUGAUCAUCUUUUUCUUGAUCGUUGUUGAUCGUGUACUUUAUCUAUGUUCAUUCGCAGCAGGAAAAGUUAUUUUCUACCUUUUCAACCUCGUUCUCUUCACAUAUUCGAUUACAAGGUAUGCUUGGCGGAUGAAACCUUCAGACCAGCAUGCUGGAAAACUAGCACUCCGUGCGAUCUUUCUUGCUAAAGCAAUUUCUUUAGCACUUCAGGGUGUACAAAUUCGACAUGGAAUUCCUCAGAAAGCCACCUUGUAUUGGCAGUUUUUGACCAGCAAGGUUUCAAGAAUUAAUUACUUGGGCUAUAGGCUUUAUCGGGCUCUACCAUUUCUUUAUGAAUUACGAUGUGUACUCGAUUGGUCAUGCACGACGACAUCUUUGACCAUGUAUGACUGGCUCAAACUGGAAGACAUAAAUGCAAGUCUGUACCUUGCCAAAUGCGAUGCAGUGUUGAAUAGAGCUACGCACAGACAAGGAGAGAAGCAAAAAAAAAUGACCAAGUGCUGCAAUGGGAUCUGUCUGUUCUUUAUAUUAAUUUGUGUUAUCUGGACUCCUAUGCUGAUGUACAGCAGUGGUAAUCCGACAAAUAUUGCAAAUCCCAUUAAUGAUGCAAGUUUUCAACUGGAUAUUAGUACUGGUGGUGGAAGGUUGACCUUGUAUCAGACAACACUUUGUGAAAAGCUCCAAUGGGAUAAUCUCAAUUCUGAUGUUAAUUUUGAUGCCUACAAUAAGAAUGAUAUACAAUUGAUAUGCUGCCAAGCUGAUGCAACUAUUUUGUGGCUCGUCUCUGAUGUAGUUCAGAGAAGGUUUAUUGAGUUCCUUGACUGGGAUAUGGACAUGGUUAUAACUUCUACAUGGCUGCUUACAAGAGAACGACCAAAGGGCAAGGAAGUCGUGAAAUAUGAGAAACCUGUUGAUUCCAAGGAUCUUCCAGAACCUUCAGAUGUCCAAAAGGUCUUCAAUGGUUCUACAAUCAGCUUUAGGAUAUAUAAUCUUUAUCCAAGAUACUUCCGUGUCACUGGUUCCGGUGAAGUCAGAUCUUUUGAGCAAGAGGUUACUUCAGGACCUAUUUCAGUGAGUGCAGAUCUUGUUAUCAAUCGCGCAGCUUCUGAGUGGUGGUCAUUCCAUGAUCUCGAUUCAUCUCAUAUAAGGGGCUGCGGAGGUUUGACAGGACCUACAGCCGUCAUAGUAUCCGAAGAAACACCACCACAGGGUAUACUUGGAGACACGCUAAGCAAGUUCAGCAUUUGGGGUCUCUACAUUACUUUUGUGCUUGCUGUUGGCCGCUUUAUCAGGCUUCAAUGUUCCGAUUUAAGAAUGAGGAUACCGUUUGAAAACCUGCCUUCCUGUGACAGGUUGAUAGCCAUCUGUGAAAAUAUAUAUGCUGCAAGAGCAGAAGGUGAGCUUGGAGUUGAAGAGGUCCUUUACUGGACCCUUGUGAAGAUUUAUAGGUCACCUCACAUGCUGCUUGAGUAUACCAAACCCGACUAGGUUGUUAAUGUCGAAUCCCUAGAGUUUUCUGUGAAACAAAAUUUGACUAUAACAGCCUGACGUACUGCAACAAAUUGAAAUGGUUGGUGAAUCUUGUUUGUCAGCCACGAAAAUCUCUGGUGGUCAUAGUUUCUUUUGCCAUGUUGAUUGUUGAAGAAACGCAAAAUGCUACACUACAAAACAUGAAGAAACAGCCUUCUUGUGGGUUACCGACGAUAAUUCAGGGUCUUGCUAUAUGCCAUUUUCUUACUUUCAAGUUUUUCUGGCCAUGUACAUAAAUUGUACAGUAUUAGAUCCUCUUCUACAAAUGUUGAAUACAAGGAGGCCAUUGCUUUACUAAUGUUGAAAACCCUAUCUUGUGUGGACAAAUAUUAUUUUAUAACUUUAGGCCUCAUGGAAAAUACCAAGAAAAAUAAAUGAAAUCUUUUGAAUUUCGCUUUUUGUGUUUGGUAUAA